Molecule: messenger RNA, 3624 nt
Organism: Cladocopium goreaui
Lineage: Eukaryota; Dinophyceae; Suessiales; Symbiodiniaceae
Source: the annotation of a GenBank genome assembly
AUGGGUGGUAAAGAUUUCAGGUUUGUGAAGCUGGAAGCUGGCAGAGAUGAGAGACCCAAGACAUCCCAAGACGCAAGCGCCAAGCACUUGUGGGCGGUGUACCUUUUUGGGCUCAUAGCAACCUUCUUCACGAAUCUGGAAGCGGUGCCCUUCAUGUCUGCCCUGGCCAUGGGGUGUUGCUGCGCUUUGGCACAGAGCAUCCAGCGGCUUUGGAUUUUUGCCUUGGCCUUGAUACCUCUAGGUGCUGUGAUGGGUGUCUCCACCUGGGGCUUUUUGCAGGAAGCUGCACUGGUCAUCUGUGUGCUGAUGCAGAUCCCAAUCUUUGGUGCAUACUUGGUGCACCGAAGGCUCACCAUCCGACACCCGGAGCUGUGGAGUGUGACAUUGGCAUUUCCCUGCGUGAAUACAGUGCUGUGGGUUCUGUCCUCGAUCCUACUGCCCAUUGGCUCCGAAGGAAGCCCUGCGUACAACAUGGCGGGGCAGAAUCUGAUGUUCAUCCAGUGUUGCGCCUGGCUGGGCCGAAGUAGCAUCACCUUUAUGUUGAGCUGGUUGGCCGCGGCCGCAGCGCAGCGCUGGGUGAAUCCCAAAAGUGGUUUUGCUUUGAAGGCUGCAGUGGGCUGCUACCUGCUGCUGACGCUGGCGGGGGGACUUCGCUUCUAUGCUCCUUCCUUCCUUGGAGCCUUUGACCCCUCGGGACCAGACACGUCUGACUUUUACGGCAUUAGCUGUCUGGCUUCGCUGCCAGACAUGUUCGCGACCACCAAAGACCGCUUGGAUGCUGGCGAUAGCAUCAUCAUCCACUCCGAGAGAAGCACCGACCCUUUUCUCGCGGACUCGAGCUAUCAAAGUCUUCUGCAGCAGCACUAUGCCAAAAACCAUACUGAGGCAUUGCUGGUGUUGUCCUUUGUAGAGAACGAGCAGUCGUGGUACAAGUUGCUGACCCGCCACGGGACGGUGAUGAGCUACGCCAAGAACCAUCCGGUGCCCUUUGUGGAGACCGACAUCCGUCCGGGCCAAGCUCCACCCGGCGUGGCGAAGUCGCUGCAGCUCUCGGGGGUUCAGCCCGUCUCAGUGACGGGCACGAUUUGCUUCGACACUGACUUCCCAUACUUGACACGGUCUCUGAGCUCAGCGGAUUUACUGUUGGAAAGCAGUGCCACGUGGAGCAACAUCGGUCAGCAACAUCUGCGCGGCCAUCAGUAUGCUGCCGUGGAGAAUGGACAGACCCUGGUGAAGUGUACAUAUAACGGCUACACGGGAGCCAUCAGUCCACAUGGGGCCAUCGUGUACCAAGUGCCACAGACCACUGGUGUGGUAUCUUUCCAGCUACCACAAUAUCCCAAGUUGACGGUCUUCCCCAUGCUUUACAUGGUCUUCGAGGGUAUAGUAGGACUUGCUGCGUGCGUUUGGAUCUUGUUAGCCUGUUCGCCGCAGCUGAGCACUCGAUGGUCGCUUAGCGUGGGGAAGAUGAGGCCUCGCAGUCAUAGCAAGGAGGUCAUCGGCAGGCCCAAAGUUUCAGGCCUUGAGCUGCGUCCGCUGCCCAGCCUCCAAAGCCUUCCGCGGAGGAUCUUGCCUCGCUGCUCCGGAUCUUCGCUGGAGUAUGACAUACGCUCGGAGGAGCGGGAGGCGGAACGCCCCCACUUGCGGUAUGUGGAACCUCUUCACCUAGGCCAUGGCCCUGCAGCAGCAUGGGGCACCUGUGGUGAGAAGGAACCGCAGGUUGAAGCUUGCCAAGAGAGCGCCACCUUGCAAGGUGAAGAAGUCACCAUUUCGCUGCCGGGUGAUGCCUUUAGCUUUGCAGAGGCCGUCGACACGCCAGAGGAUGUUCUUAGCGAACUCCGCAGUGCCAGUGACGACUUCGAGGACGUCGUGGUCGAAGAGUUGGACGGCGACGCGGGCGACGAUGAGGACGAGGACAGGGCGCUGGAAACCGAAGCAGAGGACAACGUGGACGAAGGGGAUGACCUGGACUUCGCCAAAGAUUCGGAUAGCGAUCAACCAGGAGCAACCCAGGAGGACGUUGGCCAAUGCGACGAGGCCGUCGAGCUCCCUUCGGGCGCCGAGACGGGCGUGGAGGAGUUGCUGCUGAUGGAUGGUACAGAGCAAGUGAUCAUCGUCAAGAAGAAGAAAAAGAAGCGGAAGAAGAAGCGAAAGAAGAGACAAAAAGUCAUCGAGGAAGUCACAGUUGAGAAAAAACCUCCUGUGCCGCGCUUUCCGCACCCGACAUCCUCCUUAUCGUCGAAGGAAGAUGUGUCGUGCGCUGGCAAUGCCAUGGAGCGCACCGUGUCCUCCACAUCAGAACGGGUACCGUUGCGAGAACGUUUCGCCAAGCACCUCCUGCUGGGUCGCUUCCCGAAGCGGAAGUCCGGCCCGGUGGAUCCGCUGGGCGCCGCAGAUGUCGCAGAUGUCGCGGAUGCCAGUGCUGAGGCGGAUGACGAGGAGAAGUUUCUGCCUGAAGGGGAGACUGAUGGCAUGGAAGAUGUCUCUGCCAGUGAAAAUCAGGCCGUCUCCAACCCGCGUGGCGUGCCACGCCGCGUUGUUCCCUCCACUUCCGCGGCGGCGCAGCGUGCCGCGCGCGCGCGAGCGCGGGCGCUGCGGCCGCCGCGGGUGGUCCGGAUCAAACGUAUCCUUCAGAAAGAGCCGGACGUGAGGGAAGAAAGUGAAAAAACGGAAACGGAUGGCGAAGCAAAGGGCUCUCCAAACCCCAGAUCCUUUGGACUGGUGGCCAAAGCAAUGCCACUACGCAGAGGCCAACCACCCAAGACCGUCUGGAAAGAGCCGGUGGUGGAGACGCUCCUGUCCUUGGGAUCUUUGUACUUCUCGUUCAGCUCCAUGCGGACGCCGGAGGGGAAGAAGGUACCAUUGAAGAACCGAGACAAAGUGGUUCAGACCCUGCAUGAGUUGAAUACGAAGGUGGCGCUGCCCAUUUGUCGCCAAUUUGGCCUGCGCUACAACUUCUUUUCGGAACACCACCCGCAGGCCAAAAAGGCCGGAGUCACCUGCAAAGAGCCAUUGAUCUUGCGGAAGCAGGGACCAGAUGGCACCGAGGUUCAGGAGACUCGCUACUUGGUGACGAUCAGGCUGCGCCUCCGAUUGCACCCUACCAAAGGGGAUCCGCAAACGGACUUCGUUUCCCAUGGAACUCAAAUAGCGGUUUUGUUGCACGAGCUCUGCCACUUGAAGCACAUGAAUCACGGAAAGGAUUUCAUGCUUUUUCUACGCGACAUCUUCGCUUUCGCCCACAAAACGCUCGGCGUCUUUGCGGCUGGAGAGAGCAAUGAGAUUCCGUCACCUUGGCCAUGGGAAAACCUCAUCUUCCAACGGGCAGGAGAUGUUUCAGAUGAAGAACUCUUGAAACUCUUUGCCGAGCAUCGGGAGAAGCAGCGGCAGGUGAAAACUCCCGAGGCUCCGGAAGAAGCGAAGGAACCGAACCAGGUAGAAGCAGAGACAGAGGCAGAAGUGUUGCCGGAGGUGCCUGAAGCGCUGGACAUCGAGGCUGUCAGCACGAGCGCUUCAGACGGUGUGAAGACACCUCCGCGCAGCCGAGGGUCAAGGGUCCUGAAAGGAGCCCUUUGGGCCACGGCCCAGGGUGUCAUGCCUGGUGUACCCUUCGGUAAUCUUUAA